UUUGCAUUUGCACAAGCAAAAGAAAAGACAGAGAGUCGUGUUGGGCGGGAAAAUGAAGUGUCUCACGACUAUCGAGAACAAAAAAAAAGAGGUGAUUUUUGAAGCCCGCCUCGCUAAUUUCGCCUUUCACUCUCUCAUUUCUCUCUUUCCUAUAUUUUGGCGUAUCAGUGUCUCCCAGCUCGUACUUAAACCCUACAAAUUCAAAAGAAAGUUAAGCUUCUUAUUCCAUUCAAAGAUGGUGGUUCCAUGCGUUGCCGAGCUUUCCGAUCCUGUCAAUGAUGCGAUGGUCCCGAGACGUUGCAGUGCGAGAAUCAAAAAUUUGAAGAGUGAGCAGGAAGCUCAGCUUGAGCGUCAGAGAGUACGGUGCCGCUCCAAUGACGACUCAGUUCUUGAGAAGAAGCCCAAGGUUUAUAAGAAGAGCAAGGUUGUUACUUCCUCACAAGCUCAAGCUCCUAAUAAUGACGUCACAGUUUCCCCUGUUGAUAACGAUGACGUCACUAUAACCAAUGUUGCUGCGCCAAAUGACUGUACCGAUCAUCCUGUUCCCGAAACCUCUCUGAAUCCCCAGCUUAGCGGGAACGGGACUGAGAAAAGUUCGCAUGCCAGGGUGACAGAGACUAUACGGAGAUUUAACAAGCAUUAUCUCCAUUUCGUUCAGGAAGAGGAGAUAAGAUGUGGAAGAGCCCAAGCAGAUCAAAAAACAAAGAAAAAUUCAAAAUCUAAGGAAGCCGAAGAUGAUGGCAAACGCAGUUCCAAGCGGCCUGAUCUAAAGGCGAUUUCCAAGAUGAUAUCAGAAAAGGAGGUUUUGAAUCGUGAGAGAAUUGGCUCCCUUCCAGGCAUUGAUGUUGGUCAUCAGUUCUUUUCGCGUGCUGAGAUGGUCGUUGUGGGAUUCCAUAACCAUUGGCUAAACGGCAUUGACUGUGUUGGCCAAUCUGCAGGGAAAAAAGGGGAGUACAAAGGCUACAGUUUGCCCCUUGCGGUAUCAAUUGUCGUAUCGGGACAGUAUGAAGACGACCAGGACAACUAUGAAGAAGUGGUCUAUACUGGUCAAGGUGGAAAUGAUCUUCUUGGUAACAAGCGCCAAAUAAAGGAUCAAGUCAUGGAACGGGGUAAUUUAGGGCUUAAGAACUGUAUGGAGCAAUCUGUACCUGUAAGGGUUACACGUGGACAUCGGUGUGUGAAUAGUUACGUUGGAAAGGUUUAUACAUAUGAUGGCUUGUAUAAGGUUGUAAAUUACUGGGCAGAGAAGGGUAUUUCUGGAUUCACGGUCUAUAAGUUCCGAUUAAAGCGUAUUGAAGGACAACCUGUGUUGACCACCAACCAGGUACAUUUUACUCGAGGCUGUAUUCCCAACUCCAUUUCUGAAAUACGAGGGUUGGUAUGUGAGGACAUUUCUGGUGGACUGGAGGAUAUUCCCAUUCCCGCAACUAAUUUAGUUGAUGAUCCACCGGUAGCACCGUCAGGUUUGACUUAUAGCAGGGAUAUCGUAUGUGCCAAAGGUAUAAAGUUCCCUUCAGCUCCCACAGGAUGCAACUGUCAUGGUUCAUGUCUUGAUCCAAGAGUUUGUUCUUGUGCUAAACUCAAUGGUUCUGAAUUUCCCUAUGUUCAUAAAGAUGGUGGAAGUUGCCUUACAGUGGAAUUCUUUCAACAUGCCUUUUAUUUUCAGUAUAUUUUUCUUUGUAGACUUAUUGAGCCAAAGGCUGUUGUUUUUGAAUGUGGUCCGAAUUGUGGAUGCGGACCUGCUUGUGUCAACCGCACUUCUCAGAAAGGAUUGAGAUAUCGGCUUGAGGUUUUUCGUACUCCAAACAAGGGCUGGGGUGUGAGAUCAUGGGAUUAUAUUCCUUCUGGUGCAACCAUCUGUGAAUACACUGGUCUUUUGAAGAAGACUGAUCAGAUUGAUCCUGCAGCAGAUAACAACUAUGUUUUUGACAUUGAUUGCUUGCAAACAAUGAAAGGGCUCGAUGGGAGGGAGAGACGGUUGGGUGAGGUUUCUUUGCCGGGAUACUGGCACAACGAUGCUGAGAAGACGUCAGACGGAGGGCCAGAAUAUUGCAUUGAUGCAGUCUCUGUUGGCAAUUUUGCGAGGUUUAUUAAUCAUAGUUGUCAACCUAAUUUAUUUGUUCAAUGUGUGUUAAGCACCCAUCAUGACAUUGGUUUGGCAAGAGUGGUGCUAAUGGCAGCUGACAACAUACCACCUCUGCAGGAACUCACGUAUGAUUAUGGCUAUGUUCUGGAUAGUGUUAUGGAUCGUGAGGGGAAGGUUAAACAAAUGGCUUGCUACUGUGGUGCUGCUGACUGUCGUAAACGCUUGUUUUGAUGGGAUAUGUAACCAUUCAUUAGCACACAAUUACAUAUUUUUUGGGUUUCUAUAUGCUGAUUUCUCAUCAUCUGCACUUGUGUGUAGUGGUUACUAACGUUGGGAAAUUGGCUCAAGUGUUAUAUAUUGUAUUGCCCAAUGAGAAAACGAACUUGUUAAUUUGAUUUCA
This is a messenger RNA of Solanum tuberosum (potato), 2486 nucleotides long. Its product is annotated as histone-lysine N-methyltransferase, H3 lysine-9 specific SUVH4. Gene Ontology annotation, cellular component: nucleus. The record is from RefSeq and is a predicted model, not a curated record. The transcript is spliced from 15 exons. Gene Ontology annotation, molecular function: double-stranded DNA binding; zinc ion binding; histone methyltransferase activity. Lineage: Eukaryota; Viridiplantae; Streptophyta; Magnoliopsida; Solanales; Solanaceae. Bases 53 to 2317 code for a protein of 754 amino acids.